This is a messenger RNA of Malassezia globosa CBS 7966, 1068 nucleotides long. RefSeq lists its product as uncharacterized. Gene Ontology annotation, biological process: plasma membrane tubulation; endocytosis; actin cortical patch localization. The record is from RefSeq and is a predicted model, not a curated record. Bases 1 to 1068 code for a protein of 355 amino acids. Gene Ontology annotation, cellular component: mating projection tip; actin cortical patch; medial cortex. Gene Ontology annotation, molecular function: protein binding; lipid binding. The transcript has a single exon. Lineage: Eukaryota; Fungi; Basidiomycota; Malasseziomycetes; Malasseziales; Malasseziaceae.
AUGCUAGAGUCGUGCUCGUUGUUUGCAGCAGAGUUCAGUACGCUCUUCCAUCCGUUUGGCACGGAAUACGACAUUGAGCGCCGACACCCCGAGACGGUUCAGACCUUGGUCAAUCUGUCUGGUUAUGUGACAUACAUUGAUGACAUACGCGAGACAUUGCGUCCUGAGAUUGAAUUGAUCGAAACCCGUGUGGUGGCGCCGAUUCAAGAGGUUGAACAAGUCCUCAAGAGCAUUAACAAAGCAAUCACGAAGCGCGACCACAAAUUGAUUGACUUUGACCGGCACACUAACUCGUACACAAAAUUGAAGGAAAAGCAGAAUCGUUCCGCUAAAGACGACCAACAUAUGUUUAAGCUCGAGCACGACUGUGAAGCGGCUGCAGCGGAUUAUGAACAUCAUAACAAUCUGUUGAAAGCUGAACUGCCUCAAUUCCUUGCCAUGGCCACCAAGUUCAUCGGCCCACUUUUCUAUUCUCUGUACUACAUGCAACUCAAUGUGUUUUACCUGUCUAUGGAGAAACUCAAGUCAUAUGCCGAAGGCCGUUUUGACUUGUCAGAAAACAACCUCAUUUCUCAUGAGCACAAAUUUGCCAUGGACAUGAGCCAUAUUUUGGCUGAAUUCGAUUCAUUUUCCAUUCAAAAACCCGGACCACCAACAGCCCGUAUUCUGCAAAUGGCCAAGGCUGGUGCACCGCUCAGUUCUCGACCCAAAGGACUUCCCUCAGCUGUAAGUGCUCCAUCAACCACUGGCACUGGUGCCAAGGUUGGCGCGGCUACAGUGCCUCCAACAGCAACAGCUACCUCUGCUGCAGCACCCCCGCCAGCGUAUACGCCUAGUGCGGCAGGUGCAGCCACCGUUUCCGACACCACCAAACCUAGUGCUUUGGCUGCUGACUAUGUCGUAGCCUUGUAUGACUAUGCAGCAACGGCUGAGGGUGACUUGUCAUUUAGGGCUGGCGACCGCAUCGAAGUUAUCAAGCGCACGCCUAGUACUGAGGAUUGGUGGACUGGUCGCUUGCACGGUAUUGAGGGCGUGUUUCCUGGCAAUUACGUGCGGGAAGACGCAUGA